Messenger RNA from Alternaria burnsii, 3051 nucleotides. Its product is annotated as kinesin heavy chain. The record is from RefSeq and is a predicted model, not a curated record. Gene Ontology annotation, biological process: microtubule-based movement. The coding region runs from base 1 to 3051 and encodes 1016 amino acids. Gene Ontology annotation, molecular function: ATP binding; microtubule binding; microtubule motor activity. The transcript has 4 exons. Lineage: Eukaryota; Fungi; Ascomycota; Dothideomycetes; Pleosporales; Pleosporaceae.
AUGGCCGCCGCGGGCGCGUCUUCCAUCUCCGUCACCGUACGAGUCCGCCCUUUUACUAUCCGGGAAGCAGCACAGGUCACGAGGAACGAUGACCAGACGCUGUUCCUCGGAGAUGGCUCGCUGGCGGGACUGCCAGCGCCAAAGCUCCAUAAGGGGAUCCGACCUGUCAUCAAGGUCAUGGACGAGAAGUGCUUAAUCUUCGAUCCCCCAGAAGACAACGCAGUUCAGCGGUUCGGACGAUCGACUGUAGGUCCGCAGGGCAAGCGGUCAAAGGACCAGACAUUCGCUUUUGACCGCGUCUUCGACGACACGGUCUCCCAAGGCGACGUAUACGAAGCUACCACGAAGCCCCUGCUAGACAGCGUACUGGAUGGAUACAAUGCGACUGUCUUUGCGUAUGGUGCUACAGGUUGCGGAAAGACGCAUACCAUCACUGGAACAUCACAGCAGCCCGGCAUCAUCUUCCUGACCAUGCAAGAGCUGUUUGAGAAGAUUCAGGACAUACAGGAUGAAAAGGCCACCGAGAUCACGCUCUCUUACCUGGAGAUUUACAACGAGACGAUUCGCGACUUAUUGGUGGAAGGUGGCAGCAAGCACCCAUUGAUGCUACGUGAGGAUGCGAACCAGGCUGUGUCCGUCGCUGGUCUCUCGAGCCAUCGGCCGCAGAGCGUCCAAGAAGUCAUGGACAUCAUUGUCCGCGGCAACGAAUACCGAACCAUGUCUCCAACCGAAGCGAACGCUACCUCCUCCCGAUCGCACGCCGUACUUCAGAUCAACGUCUCCUCCAAGGACCGCAACGCUUCGGUCAACGAACCCCACACUAUGGCUACCCUCAGUAUCAUCGACUUGGCAGGUAGUGAGCGAGCGAGCGCUACCAAGAACCGAGGAGAGCGUCUCACCGAAGGUGCCAACAUCAACAAAUCGCUACUUGCUCUGGGCAGCUGCAUUAACGCCCUGUGUGAUCCCCGGAAACGAAACCACAUUCCAUACCGCAACUCGAAACUUACGCGAUUGCUCAAAUUCUCUCUUGGCGGAAACUGUAAAACUGUCAUGAUAGUCUGUGUUAGUCCGUCAAGUGCACACUUCGAUGAGACGCAGAACACCCUUCGAUACGCCAACCGUGCGAAGAACAUCCAGACCAAGGUCACCAAGAACGUAUACAAUGUCAACCGACACGUAAAGGACUACCUUGUCAAGAUUGAUGAACAGAGACAUUUGAUUGAAGAGUUGAUGAAGAAGCAAAAGGAUUUCGAAGGAAGUGCUAUGGUCAAAUUCCAGAAGCAAAGCGAGAAGAAGGAUGGCAUAGUACGUGACGCGGUCGUACGCUUACGCCAGGCUUAUGCGGAUUCUGAGCCUGAACGCCGUGAGCGACUGAACAUGUCGCGGACUCUGAAGACGGCAGAGAAGCGCAUCUCGCUCAUUUCGUCGUGGAUCGCAGCGUUUGAUAACGUCAAGGAUGUUCGAGAAAAUGAGGAGAUGCCUUCUCAAGUUACGGCAAUGAGGGACACCGCAGUCGGAAUAUCGGCAGAGCUUGAGCAGACGCGGCAACAUUGCCAUCGGCGAUUGGAGCGUACCGCCUGGACAAGUAAGAUGGAUACAGCGCUGAGUGUUGGACUGAAGGGUCUGGCAGAGGUGGAUGGAAAUGCUGAUGGCCAUGACGCCGCGAACUUAACAAGAGAGUACGAAUUGCUCAAAUCGAAUGCCGACCGCGAAUUACUCAACACAUUACUGGAUCAAGAACGAGGUGGCGAUGCUGCCAUCGUACAGGCGCUGAUCCAGGCGCACAUCGAGACGGUCACAAUCAUAAGCCAGAUCACCCAGAUGGACGAGGCCCAAGCGGUUGAGGCUGCGAGAAAGCUGCUUACGAAGAUUAUGAAUGCUUGCACGAACGCGACCUCACAGGCUAUCCGACCAGACGGGGGUCUGCCAAUCACUGAGUUCUUCGAACCAAGUAACAAAGGAACACCUAAAAGGAGGAAGCCAGUGAACAUUCAAGAACCAUCUCAGUCUUCUCCAAUGCGACCAAUAGCAAUGCCAAGGCUGUCGUUGCCAGCUAUGGCGGAUUCGUCGCAUCUCACCUCGUCGCCUAUGAAAUCAUCACCACGCCGAAAGUUGAUGGGAAGAGUGAGACAGUCAGGCGUCCAGUUUUCGCCAAUGAAGAAGAAAAAGUCACCCUCCAAGACUAAACGCGGAGUGCGCUGGAAGGAUGACACUGAGAACGGUACCCUAGCAGAGUUCUCAGCAACACCACAGCAGGUAGCAGGCACACCAACAAACCCUGCCCUUGCCAUGGGAAGGUCGCCCCCGGCCUACUCAACAACCUCCAUUCCUAUCGCCAGAUAUGAUGGGAGUGGAAGCCGCGAAUCUUCGCCUAUUCCAACGCCGCCUAAAGCUUCUGUCGACCUGAAAGGCUCGUCACGUUUCGCAGUCGGCGCGCUCUCCAAGCGUUCAGACGGGUCCCCUACAUCUCGAAGCAACGCCGCAUACACCUCCGAUUCUGACAACGCAUCGCCCCUCCGCGAGAUCGGCAGCAACCCGCGCUCAUCUCUAAGCACUGUAGAGAACGCCUCCUCAGUCCCAGCACCCGAGGGAAACAGCGGCGGUGAUUCUUCUUCCGAGGGGGAAAAAUGGACGGCUUCAGACGCACGUCAAAUCAGCCACGCCAUCAAGCGCCGUUCUUCGACCAACGGCGCUGGCUCUGUCCCUAUAAACCGCGCGCAUCGCCGCCGUAGUCCAACAGCAGCAACAACAGUUGGUAGUCCGCCCAACGAGAACUCACUUCUCUCCGCGGGUGCGGCGCGCAGAAUGGUCAAAUCCAAUCACGGUGAUGCUGACUGGAAGCACAGCGUUUUGUCCCCACGCGUUACACCCAUCAUGAAGGGCGCGGUUAGACGGACGACAGUCGCGAAUGUCGGUGACGACGUUCGGCCGAGGACUGCGGAACUCGCAGUACCGAGUCUGCAUUCGAGGGGAGCCGUUCGAAUUACGAGUGGGAGUUCGUCUGUCGGCAGAGGUAGCUUGAUGCCGAAUUCUAAGAGCGUUUGGCGAUAA